Molecule: messenger RNA, 582 nt
Organism: Scutellospora calospora
Lineage: Eukaryota; Fungi; Glomeromycota; Glomeromycetes; Diversisporales; Gigasporaceae
Source: the annotation of a GenBank genome assembly
AUGAUCCAAUUUAUUCACGAAACCCUAUUAUUCUCAUCAUCUCCGACUCUGCAACAUGAUCAUGAAACUUACUUUAAUCGAUUGAUUGCAAAUCCACCGUAUCCUUUUGUAUUAUCCAUGGAUGAUCUGAAACCAAAAUUAAAAGAUCCUCCGCCUAGGCCUCAGAACUCAUUCAUGUUAUUCAGGAAUAAUUUUAACAAAUUACAUCGCAAUGAAUUUAGAUCGGAAGGAUUAAAAGCUGAGGAUAUAUCAAAGGAGGCCAAGUCUGACUGGGCUAAUCAACCAGCAGAGGUAAAAAACUUUUUCAAACUUUUGGCAAAAGAGGCCUCUAGGCUACAUAAGCAAAUAUAUCCUAGUUAUAAGUAUAAUCCCAAAAACAAAUUUAAUGACGAAUCUGAAUCCUCGGUGAAUUCAGAAUCAUUCGAAGAUAUUUCAUCUUCCUUUGAGCACAAACAAAAUGGCGAAUCUGAAUCAAUAAACAAACAAAAUGACGAAACUGAAUUCUUGGAGAAUUCAAUAACUACCAAUGACAAUAUGGACAUUGAAGAGUAUUUCGAUAUGCAAGCAUACUAUAGAGAUUAA